AGCUGCUGAAUCCACGGAAGGAUCGGACUUUGCCUUGAUUCAUUCACUUGGUGUCAUCACCAGUCAUUUUCACAACACCACGUGGGAGUGGCGAAAAGCAGAAUCCUCUGGCCUCCUGUGAACCAAACUGUUGACAGAUCUUUGUUCCUGUCCCUCCUUUGUCUGGGCCCUAGAGACCAACCAGAGCAGCUCCACAGCAGGCCAGGCUACUCUCCAGAUUCGCGCACUCUCCAAGGCUUCCAGCUCCAGUUCCAAGCUCCCCAUGGCGGCGACGCUGAGCCUGGAGCCCGCGGUCCGCAGCUGCUGGGACGAGCCACUAAGCAUCGCCGUGCGCGGUCUGGCCCCCGAACAGCCCGUCACGCUACGCGCCGCCCUGCGCGACGAGAAAGGCGUUCUCUUCCGCGCCCACGCGCGCUACUGCGCCGACUCCCACGGCGAGCUGGACUUGGCGCGCGCGCCCGCGCUGGGCGGCAGCUUCGCGGGGCUCGAGCCCAUGGGGCUGCUCUGGGCCAUGGAGCCCGAUCGGCCCUUCUGGCGCUUGAUCAAGCGCGACGUGCAGACGCCCUUCGUGGUGGAGCUGGAGGUGCUGGACGGCCACGAGCCCGACGGCGGGCGGCUGCUGGCGCGGGCGGUGCACGAGCGUCACUUCAUGGCUCCCGGGGUGCGCCGCGUGCCCGUGCGCGAGGGUCGUGUGCGCGCCACGCUCUUCCUGCCUCCAGGAGAAGGACCCUUUCCAGGGAUCAUCGAUGUCUACGGUGCUGGCGGGGGCCUGUUGGAAUACCGAGCCAGCCUUAUGGCUAGCCAUGGAUUUGCUACACUGGCUCUGGCUUUUUAUGACUUUGAAGAUCUCCCUAAGGAUUUCAACAUCAUGGAAGUGGACUACUUCGAGGAAGCAGUGUGCUACAUGCUCCAACACCCCAAGGUAAAGGGCCCAGACGUUGGACUUCUGGGUCUUUCUCUGGGAGCUAAUAUCUGUCUCACCAUGGCGUCAUUCUUGAAGAAUGUCUCAGCCACCGUUUCCAUCAAUGGCUCUGCAUUCAGCGGAAACCAUCACAUACACUACCAGCAGACCCUGAUACCACCACUGGGCCAUGACCUGAGGAGAGCGAAGGUUGCUUUCUCUGGCAUUCUGGACAUUGUGGAUAUACGGAACGAUCUUGUGGGAGGCUGUGAGAACCCCAGUAUGAUCCCGAUAGAGCAGGCCAAGGGGCCCAUUCUUUUCGUCGCUGGACAGGACGAUCAUUGCUGGAGGAGCGAGCUGUACGCUCUGAUAGCCUCGGAACGGCUGCAGGCUCGCGGAAAGGAGAGACCGCAGGUAAUCUCCUACCCUGGGGCUGGCCAUUACAUUGAGCCUCCUUACUUCCCCGUGUGCCCAGCUUCUCUGCACAAAUUAGUGAACAGAGCUGUGCACUGGGGAGGGGAGGUCAGGGCUCACUCCAAAGCCCAGAUAGAUGUGUGGAAGCAGAUUCUGACCUUCUUUGGCAGACACCUGGAGAGUACCCAGGGCAGAGCUUCCUCUAGAUUGUAGUGCGUUUGUCUGUUAGUAGACAUGGUAGGUUCAAGGUCACACUUUGAUGUUCAGUAACUUCACGUGGAUCAGUUUUCUGCCGGAUAACAUUAAAUUCAUGUUUGGGGCAUUCAUGGUUUAUAGGUCACUUUACUGAAUAAGUUUUUAGUCAAUGCAGUAUUUUACUAACAUAACAUGUGCUUGUGAAAGAUUCAGAUGCAUGUGAUACAAUGAUUAAAGUUUUUAAAAAAGCAGCCCCUUAUUAAAAUGUAUGCUUUCUGUUAA
Messenger RNA from Myodes glareolus (Bank vole), 1792 nucleotides. RefSeq names its product peroxisomal succinyl-coenzyme A thioesterase. Gene Ontology annotation, cellular component: peroxisome. NCBI's taxonomy places the organism in Eukaryota, Metazoa, Chordata, Mammalia, Rodentia, Cricetidae. Gene Ontology annotation, molecular function: fatty acyl-CoA hydrolase activity. The record is from RefSeq and is a predicted model, not a curated record. Gene Ontology annotation, biological process: fatty acid metabolic process; acyl-CoA metabolic process.